AUGCCUCUCCCAGGAAAUUCCGUAUUGACCCUUCUGUUGGUCGUUGGGCUGCGCGCUGUAUGGGCCCAAACGAUUGUCUUGGACAAUUCCACAGUUGCGGCCAACGAGUUCACGGUAGCCCCCGCUAUAGCCAGCGUAGACGCGCGGGACUCGAACUCGACGGCGGCUCUUUUUGAAGGCGAGACGCUGCAGCUGACUGACGCCGUCAUAGCCAACUUGACGGACUUGGAGCUGUCCAAUGUUUCGUUAUUCAGCUUCCAGAGCGAGUCCAGUCCGGAGGAGACGCUGUCUAAGCAGUCGCUGUUCGGAAAAUGCAAGACGUAUCCUGGGGACCCCCUCUGGCCCGCGAAGCCUGUCUGGAAGCUGUUUGAUGUGCUGCUCGGCGGAGCCUUGAUCGAGACGGUCCCCUACGCGUCGGCCUGCUACGACUCGUUUGGGAACUACGACAAGGCCAAGUGCGAUUUCAUCACGAACAAUUGGAUCAAUGCGUCCAUCUACCACACCGAAGAUCCGACGUCGAUCAAUGCCGUCUUAUUUCAGGGACUGACCUGCAUGCCGCCGACCCUCGUGGCUCCCAAGGCCAAGUGCACGAUCGGCGGUUACCCCGUCUACGCGGUCGCCGCCCGGAACGUGGCGCAGAUCCAGCUCGCGGUGAACUUCGCCCGGAACCUCAACCUCCGCCUGGUCAUCAAGAACACCGGCCACGACUUCGCCGCCAAGUCGGUCGGCAUGGGCGCGCUGUCGAUCUGGACUCACCACCUCAAGGACAUCAAAUUCUUCGGACUCUACCGGCAGGGCCGCUACCUCGGACCCGCCUUCAAGCUCGGCGUCGGCGUUCAAGCAUUCGAAGCUUACGAAGCAGCUCGCGAGCAGGGCGUGACUAUUGUCGGCGGCGAGGGGCGGACCGUCGGUGUGAUGGGCGGCUAUCUCCUGGGCGGCGGCCACUCCCCCCUAUCGAGCCUGUAUGGGAUGGCGGCCGACCAGGUGCUCUCGAUGGAGGUGGUCACGGCGGACGGCCGCUUCGUCACGGCGAGCGAGACGUCGAACCCGGAUCUUUUCUGGGCUCUGCGCGGCGGCGGCGGCUCCACCUUCGGCGUCGUGACGUCGGUCGUCGUCAGGGCGUAUCCCAAGAUCAAGGUAACCACGCUGACGUACGUGCUGGCGACGGGCGAGACCGUCACCGCGGAGCAGUUCUGGGCCGCCCUGCGCGCCUUCUUCGACGGCUUCAUCACGUACACGGACGCCGGCACCUACGAGUACUUCCGGAUCUCCCGCGUCGGCGACGGCCAGUUCGUCUCCGACAUGGGCCCGUGGUUCGCCCCCGGGAUGUCGCGGGCGGAGCUGGAAGCGCUCGUGGCGCCGCUGCUGGCGCGGUUCCGCGCGCUGGGCGUCGCCGUCGCCCCGGUCUACACCGAGUACGGCGACUUCUACGACGCGUGGGCGGCGAACUUCCCGGUCGAGCCGUGGGGCAGCCACACGAUCCGGCAGGGGAGCCGGCUGUUCCCGCGGGCGAGCUGGCGCGACGCGGCGAGGCUGAACGCGACGUUCGACGCGGUCCGGGGCGUCGUCGAGGACGGCGGGUACGUGAUCGCGUUCAACGUCGCGGCCGCGCCGAGGGCCGGGUACCCCGACAACGCCGUCAACCCGGCCUGGCGCCAGACGGUGAUGCACGCCAUCGCCGCGUCGCUGUGGGACACGUCCGGCCCCGAGGCCGACAUCCGCGCCGCCAGCGACCGCCUCACCUUCGACUGGGUCCAGCGCUGGCGCGACGUCUCCCCCGGCGCCGGCGCCUACAUGUCCGAGGCCGACUACAUCGAGCCCGACUUCGCCCAGGCCUUCUUCGGGUCCAAGUACCCCCGCCUGUACCAGCUCAAGCAGCGCUACGACCCGCUCGGCGUCUUCUACGCCCACUCGGCGGUCGGGUCCGAGGACUGGACCAUGUCCGAGAUGAUACUGGGGAACUUGCCGUCGCAGAAUAGCAAGCUGUGUAGAGUAUAA
Durotheca rogersii is the source of this 1998-nucleotide messenger RNA. Its product is annotated as FAD-binding domain-containing protein. NCBI's taxonomy places the organism in Eukaryota, Fungi, Ascomycota, Sordariomycetes, Xylariales, Xylariaceae. Gene Ontology annotation, molecular function: oxidoreductase activity; FAD binding. The transcript has 4 exons. The record is from RefSeq and is a predicted model, not a curated record. Bases 1 to 1998 code for a protein of 665 amino acids.